Herpailurus yagouaroundi (jaguarundi) is the source of this 1271-nucleotide messenger RNA. It is a transcript of the gene CD37, whose product is annotated as CD37 molecule. Gene Ontology annotation, cellular component: plasma membrane. The coding region runs from base 271 to 963 and encodes 230 amino acids. The transcript is spliced from 9 exons. The record is from RefSeq and is a predicted model, not a curated record. NCBI's taxonomy places the organism in Eukaryota, Metazoa, Chordata, Mammalia, Carnivora, Felidae.
AGCACUUUCACUUCCCCCAGGUGCCCAGCCCCUUCCCCAGCAUAUGGGAACAGCGUGGUGUACAUUUGUUGUCAAGAACCGGAUGCAGACUCUGAGAGAGAGAGGCCAUGACAAGGCGAAGAUGUCGGCCCAGGACAGCUGCCUCAGCCUCAUCAAGUACCUCCUCUUCGUUUUCAACCUCUUCUUCUUCGUCCUAGGCAGCCUUAUUUUCUGCUUUGGCAUCUGGAUACUCAUUGACAAGACCAGCUUCGUGUCCUUUGCCUGUCCUUCAUGCCCCUGCAGAUCUGGUCCAAGGCCCUGGCCAUCUCAGGAAUUCUCACCAUGGGUCUUGCUCUCCUGGGCUGCGUGGGGGCCCUGAAGGAGCUCCGCUGCCUGCUGGGCCUGUAUUUUGGGAUACUGCUGCUCCUGUUUGCCAUGCAGAUCACGCUAGGAAUCCUCAUCUCCACUCAGCGGACCCGGCUGGAGCGGAGGGUAAAGGAUAUCGUGAUGGAGACCAUCCAACGCUACCACGCGCACCCGGAGGAGUCGGCGGCGGAGGAGAGCUGGGACUACGUGCAGUUCCAGCUGCGCUGCUGCGGCUGGAACUCUCCUCGGGACUGGUUCAGUAUCCCCAGCCUCAGCAGCAACGAUUCAGAGGUGCACCGCGUGCCCUGCUCCUGCUAUAAUUCAUCGGCGAGCAACGACUCCGCCAUCUUCGAGAAACUCUCCUUCCCCGAGUUCAGCCGGCUGGGACCACUGGCGCGGCCCCGCCACAGUACAGACCUUUGCCUGGUCCCUGCAAACAGCGAUAUCUACAGCGAGGGCUGCGCGCGGAGCCUCCAGAAGUGGUUGCACAACAACCUCAUCUCCAUAGUAGGCAUCUGCCUGGGCGUCGGUCUACUUGAGCUCAGCUUCAUGACGCUCUCCAUAUUCCUGUGCAGAAACCUGGACCAAGUCUACGACCGGCUUGCUCGGUACCUCUAGGCCCCGCCCUUCCCAAAGCCCCGCCCUGACCCCUUCAAGGGCCCCAGAGGCUUCCCUGUGGUGUGUAAAUAUUUGUUCAACCCCUUUCGCCCCAGCCAUUGAGUCCUCAACCUCCUCAUUUCCCCGGGGACCCAGAUGUCUGCCUGCCCAUCUGCUGUCACCUCUCCCGCGGGACCUGAGGCUUCUGGUCACCAGCUUCCUGCCCCCAAAGAUACCUCAUUUCCUUGCCUCAUGUGUUGGCCUACCGCACCUCCCACAGGAUUAUUUUUCGCCCAAACCCCAAAUAAAUCCCCUGCGUUUUGGUAAAA